GACCUCCCAGGCAAAGGUCAACACACCCGGAAAAAAUCAGGUCAUUUUUUUAUUUUGCAGUAAUUAAAAUUAAUUUAAAUAAUUAUGGCUAGCUUUAUGUACGUGAUAUCAAAAUAGAUACACACUGUAAUAGCUCAUCAAGCAAUGGCCUACGUACUGGGAGUGGAUGUAGGGACAACACGGAUUCGCUGUUUUGCUAUUGACAAGGAGGGAAGGUCUCUAUCCUCACAUUUCACUGGAGUCGAGGUUCUACAUCCUCAGCCAGGUUAUUCGGAAAUUGACCCCGAGUGUCUUUGGCAAGGAUUCAAAGAUGUUGUCUCCACAACUAUUGGCAGUGGUCAUCUUGAUCCAUCCCAAGCAUCUUGCUUAGGAAUUACCUGUCAAAGAAACACAUUCCUGUUGUGGAAUCGAUCCACCAGUCAACCUCUGUGCAACUUGAUCACAUGGCAGGAUCGUCGUGCAGACGAAGUUUGCAAGUUGUGGAACUCGUCAAUGCAGUUCAAGUUCUUGAAACUCGGAGGAGGAUUCCUUCAUUUGAUCUCGCGAAGUAAGCGAUUCCUUGCAGCCAGUAUUGUCACUCUCACCACUCAACAGGUGGCACCCCGACUGUAUUGGGCUCUAAACAACGUCGAAGGAGCCAAAAAACUCGCCAACGAAGAAAAUCUGUGUUAUGGUACAGUCGAUACAUGGAUCCUAUGGAAGCUAACCAACGGUUCUGUGCAUGCCACUGACUACUCGCAUGUUUCACCUACUCUGCUGUUUGAUCCAUUUCAAAUGAAGUACAGUGACACAAUCAUUAAUGUGCUGGGUUUCCCUCGUUCCAUUUUUCCAGAGAUUAAAGACACUGGUGGUCUCUUUGGGCAUGUGGCAGCGGAACAUUUCGGUGCUGCAAUUCCGAUAACUGGUGUCAUCUCAGAUCAAACAAGUGCUACUUUUGCCCAAGGAUGCUGGGAGCCUGGAGAUCUGAAGUGUACGCUGGGCACAGGUAUGUUUAUGUGCAUCAACACUGGGAGCAAACCUCAUGCUUCUUUGACGGGUAUGUAUCCGGUUGUAGGCUGGAAGAUCGGGAGCGAGUUGAUUUUUCUUGCUGAGGCAAAUUUUCCAAGCAGCGGCAGUGUUUGUGAAUGGGGAGCAAGAUUUAGUUUGUUUUCUGAUCCAUCAGAAACAGAAGCCAUUGCAGAAUCAGUUCAAGAUUCGAACGGUGUUUGUUUUGUACCAGCUUUUGAUGGUAUUCAAGCCCCUUACAACGACCCUCGAGCUACAGCUAGUGUCAUCGGGAUAACUCACAGCACAACUAAAGAACAUCUUGUACGUGCAAUGCUAGAAUCUCUUGCGUUCACUUUCAAGCAGAUUUACGACGUGGCGCAGGGUGAGCUCAGUGUGAAGAUAAAGCAGAUCAGAGUUGACGGUGGUGUUACGAAGAACAAUUUUGUGUUGCAGACAAUUAGCAAUCUGUUGGGGAAAACCGUUGAGAGGCCAACUGAUGUGGACAUGACAGUUUACGGUGCUAUCUACAUAGCAGGUUUGUCUUCUGGAUUUUGGAAGAGCCGUGAUGAAAUCAAGUCCCUAUGGAAGUUGGAUCGAUGCUUUGUACCUAAGACUGAAGACGCCACACGCGCUACAAGUGUACAGUAUCGGCUGUGGCAGAAAGCAGUGGAACGAUCACUGGAGUGGUACGAUCAGAUUGAAAAUGGAGACGAGAACUAAACUAGCUGUGGUCCAGUCAUGCAUGCAUCUAUCAUUUCUGUGAAUCAAAAUUCUGACUAUUUUUUUGGUUGUUGAUUAUUUUCUGUCUACAGUACCGCUGAUUGCACAGUUGCGUAUUAAUUAAUACAGAUCUACGAGUGUAAUAAUGAUCGUUUUAUAAUAAUUAAAUUACAGUACAA
Messenger RNA from Halichondria panicea, 1886 nucleotides. Its product is annotated as putative glycerol kinase 5. Bases 145 to 1707 code for a protein of 520 amino acids. Gene Ontology annotation, biological process: glycerol metabolic process; triglyceride metabolic process; glycerol-3-phosphate biosynthetic process. The transcript is spliced from 2 exons. Gene Ontology annotation, molecular function: kinase activity; phosphotransferase activity, alcohol group as acceptor. Gene Ontology annotation, cellular component: mitochondrion. The record is from RefSeq and is a predicted model, not a curated record. NCBI's taxonomy places the organism in Eukaryota, Metazoa, Porifera, Demospongiae, Suberitida, Halichondriidae.